Messenger RNA from Chrysoperla carnea, 4557 nucleotides. It is a transcript of the gene wapl, whose product is annotated as protein wings apart-like. Gene Ontology annotation, biological process: regulation of chromosome condensation. The record is from RefSeq and is a predicted model, not a curated record. The transcript has 11 exons. Bases 149 to 3676 code for a protein of 1175 amino acids. NCBI's taxonomy places the organism in Eukaryota, Metazoa, Arthropoda, Insecta, Neuroptera, Chrysopidae.
UUUAAUUGUAAUAUUAGAUAAAUAAAUAAUUUAGAAUAGAGACGAUUGAAAUGGCGUUUAAUAUUAAUCAUCUAAAAAGAGUGAAAUGGUUUAUUAUUUUUUUAUAUAUUUGAGAAAAUUGAGUUAGUUUUGUGAAUUUUUAAUAAAUAUGUCACGAGGGUAUGGUAAAUCGUAUAAUCGUAAGGGCGGUGUUCAAACCAGUAUUCAAUUCGACACAUUAUUUAAUGAAAACAGUAAUCGUCCGUCUGCCGUACGAUCGGCAGGAACUGUUGGUAAAUGGGGAAUAACAUCAUUUACAUCAAUACGAAAUGCAAACGGUCUAGGAGUACAUCGAGAAGAUGUUCCACAAAAACGUUUACGUUUAGAUAACGAUCAAAAUAACAAAAGCAACAAUGAUCCAUUCUCGUUUGAUAAUUCAGUAGCGGCACCAGCGGUAAUUAAACCGAAAAAAUUCUUUAAAAGUCGUAAUCCAGAUCCCCCAGAGACAGGGGUCCGUAACGAUGCCGCACUUUACACACAAAAAACCGAUUUUACGUAUACCUCAACCAAGAAAACGAGAAGUAAAGAAAGCAAGGAAAGUAAAGAAAUCAAAGAGCAACCAUUACCUCCGCCGAAGAAAAUAGUUGCACCACCAAAAACCUCGCCACGUUUGAAUGCACCUAAGAAAUUUUAUAGUUCGAAAAAUUCCACGGAAAAAAUUGAAGCAAAAACUAUUAGUGUACCUGCAAUCAGUUCAAAUCGACGUGAUCACGAUUCUCAUAAACCACCAAUUGUGUUACGAAUAUCAAAAGGGAAAUCACGAUUACUUAGCGAUUCAGAUGAAUCAACGGAAUGUACACCAAGCCCAACAAUUGUUAGUGUUGGUUUAACAUCACCCAGUUCAAAAUCAGAGAAAUCCGAAAAAUCAGAGAAAUCUGAAUCGAGUUCGAAGUCACCAGCCCAUGGACGUGUGACCCGUUCGUCACGUCGUAAUCAACAAUCUGAUCCAGAGAGUGCUGGGUUGUCAGAUUCAAAUGAUCCAUUCCCGUCGUUAUUUAUGUCACCACGAAAGAGUUUAGACUCGGAACCACAAUAUAUACCUGCCGAAGAAUAUGAGUUGGAACGAAAAGCUAUUUAUGAGAAUUUAUUAGGAGCUGGUUCACCGACAUAUACACCAAUACCAACUGUUGCAAAAAGUGAAGAACCUGAAGAAUCACUUGAAGAAGCUGCGCCAGCGGUUAAUUUACCUAAAACCGAUGUUAAUUGUAAUUCUCAACAAAAUAAUAAUACAGAUUUAGAAGAAAAACCGAAAGAGGUAGAAGAUAAAAGUGCUAUAACCGAAGAAGAAACCAUAAAAACAAUGGAAAUAGCUGAAGAAUUAUUAGCAAGUACAAAUAUUGAUUUGGAAGCAAUAUCACCUGAAAAAAUAUUAGAGAAAAUACCAAAGAAAAGUAGUUUUGAACAAGAUUGGACAUCGGAUAGUGAAAGUGAUGACACACCUAGUGAAUCCUUACAGGAUACCGCAUCACAGAACACAGAAACAAAUAUAUCCAGUCAAACUGAAACGGAAACGAAACAAGAAGAGGAAAAACCACCAGACGAACAACAAGAAAAAGUACCCCCCGUUAAAUUAGUUAUAUCGAAAAAGAAAGGUAGCAUAUUUAAGAGUCGAUCGUUAGUAUCGGGUGGUACGAAAAAACGGCACGCAUUAUACAAACAUAAAUGGUGUGAUGACAAAGAUGCACAAUCGAAAACUUCAACAGGAAGUGAUUCAAAAACACCGGAAAGUAAUGUUUAUGAAGAAAUGGACUUUGAAACAACACAAUUAACACGAGUUACACAUUGGCCUGGUGAAAAUGCUGAUCCUAUGGAUGAGGCUGAAGCUAUUACUAGUAUUAAAUGUACUAAGAAAGCUAAAGGAUUUUACACGGUUGUACGUAAUGUGAAAAAAGCGCAUCAAAUACAAGAAAUUGGUGAAUUUCAAGAGUUCAAUGACGACGUGGAUUAUAUAUUAGAUGCUUUACAAGAUAAUAAUCCAGUUAGUACACGAUGUUUAUCAGCCAUCACAUUAGCAACGAAAUGUAUGACACCUGCAUUUAGGAUGCAUGUACGUGCCCACGGUACUGUUGCCAAAUUCUUUAAGGCAUUACAUGAUUCUGCAAGUGAUCAGAGUUUAGGAUUAUGUACAGCCACUGUUAUGUUUGUAUUAUCACAAGAUCGUCUAAAUAUGGAUUUAGAUCGUGAUUGUUUAGAAUUAAUGUUGAAUCUCUUAGAGUCCGAUGUAAGUCAUAAAAACGCAUUGGAUGAUUGUGGUCUAAGUACAUCACAAUUAGAUAAGAACAAACAGAAAGUACGUGAAAUAUGUGCUGAUAUUAAGAGUCAAGGGCAUGCGUUACAUUUAAAUUUGGAUAAUAUUACUGUGGGUCAACUAGCCAUGGAAACAUUGUUAAGUUUAACAUCGAAACGUGCUGGUGAAUGGUUUAAAGAGGAAUUACGUGAGCUUGGUGGUUUAGAACAUAUUGUUAAAACAAUAUGUGAAUGUUGUCGACAAUUAUCUGAUUAUGUUGGAACGUGGACUGAUCCAUUAUUGGAUAAAUUACGUAAAGUUGAUCGAUGUAUGCGAGUAUUAGAAAAUGUAACGCAUGUAAAUGAAGAGAAUCAAAUAUAUAUAUUGAAAUAUAAUAAUGGUGCCGUUUUAGACACACUUGUUAAAUUAUAUAGAUUAUGUGAUGCUGAAAUACCUUUGUAUCCAGUUACUGAUAUACAAGAUAAAGAAGCAACUGGUACUAUAAUACGUGAAGCAUUACUUGUUACACUCAAAGUUUUAAUUAAUUUAACACAUCAUUUUAAUUCUAAUUCUAUGGGCAGUUCGUUGCUUGGAAGUCGACAAGGUAUUGUUGAUGCAAGUUUACAUUUAUUAUUACAAGUUCCAAAUUAUAUUCCAGAACAAAAGAAAUUUGAACUUAGUGUUUUGGUUUUAAUGUUAUUAAUAAAUUUAAUACAACAUUGUGACGCAAAUAAAAAAUUAUUAUUGGAAGCAAAAGCUCCAUCUGAUUUUGAAAGUAUUUUCCCCUGUGAUAAAAGUGCGAUAAAAGCAUUAAUUGAGCAGUUUUAUGCUCGUGAACAAUCAGCACGACAAGCUGAACAACGAACAAAUGCUAUAUUGGAUGGUGAAAAAGAUGCUGAAACACCUGAUACACAAUCCAAAUCUCAAGAAGAAUUUAUUGAAGAAACUGUUCAUAAAUUGUUACAAAAAGCUGGUACACAUAUGGAACAUACAAUGAUUGCAUCAUACAUUGUACUUUUACUUGGUUAUGUAAUUAUGGAUAAUGAAGAGUAUGAAAAUCAUGUUCGAUCAUCAAUACCAACGCACAAUUUUCUACCAAUGCACGAUUUACUUGUUAAAUUCUUUAAUUUUAUGAAAAUGACUGCUUCGGGUGAGGCUGUUAGUGUUUGUCACAUAAAAGCCACCGAAAAAGUAAUAAAAUAUUUAGAAAAAUGCGAUAAGAAAAUGGAAGAAAAACAACAGCAGCUUCAACAGCAACAACAAUCAACAUCGUCAUCAUCGCCAGCACAUCAUAACGAUGACACUGAUACGUCAUUGUUACAUAAUCUAAAUAUAACAAGUGAAUCAGAAGAACGACACACUAUAACUGACACGUCAUCAAUCGACUUAGAUAUGAGUAAUCUAUCAUAGCCUUCACUCAAUCAAAAUAUUUAAAUAAAAUAUUAUAAAUAAAUUAUUGAAAAAAUUACAUUUGUUUAUGUGGAGUCUGUCACAGAAUAUUUUUUAAUGUUUAUUAUAAUUCGUCUGACAUUUAUUUCACGCAGACAUCUAAUAACAUUCAAGCGAUCAUUAGUCGAAAUUUUAAACCUCUGCUAUAGUUUACAGGACACAAACGAAAAUGCUUAGUCCUUAAACUCCCAUAGGAAAUCGUAAAUAUUAGUACGGAACAUUCUUCAAGGGAGUCCAACUUACAUUUGAUAGAUUUUUUCACUACAAAUGCCUAUAUCAAUCAUAUUAACCUCAAGAGAGGCACCGCAAUCGGGUUUCUAGCAUUUAAUCCUAAACGUCCUCAGAGUCAUCUAUGAGACCAUCUGGAAAAUCUCCCUGCGAAGUUUGCUGAUGUAUAUAAAUGAAACUACAAGAAUCUGUAGCCAGAGGCGACGUAAAAGGCUCAUAGCUUCUCUGUCAACAUUACCCCCGGAAUGUCUAAAGUUUCGGACCCAAACAUUCUAUAUUUUAACUCUGUGUAGGCGAAUUAACAACCUACACGUACUUAUAUGUAAAGUUUAAAGGCUCCAUGCCUGCGAGGAAAACUAAUGCCAGAAACUUAUAAUAAUCAUUAAAAUAUUCUGUGACUAACUUCCAUACCAAAUAUUUAACAAAUAAAAAAAGCAAAAAAAAAAACACUUCCCAAAUUGUGAAUAUAGUCCAUAGUUUCUAAAAAUAAAAUAAAGUGUACAAAUUUGCUAAAAAAAUGGCAACACAAGUUUAAAAAAAAAAAUAAAAAUAUGUCCUCGCCUUCCAUUUUGUACCUAUAAGGUCUCAAAAAAAAAAAAAAAAUUACACAAAGG